CUGAGCUACUGGAGGGAGAUUUAAAUCCCGGGAAGAUUCUGCUCUGCACCUGACAGACACGCUGCUGUUGCAUUUGAGUCAUGCACUUUGGGAGUGCUGUGGGUGAUGGGUGGGCUCCCGUGAGCGACAGGUGCUUGUUCCUGGAUUUCUGGAGUGGGUGGAAUGCGAAGCUCAGUUUUCUUCCUCCUGAAAUGUAACGAGAAGGGAGCUGCUGUUAGUUGGCUGCUUCGUUCUGUUCUGUUUCUUUCCACCCGAGUAUUGGUUACCAAAGCUGGUAGGAAGAGUGCUGCAGAGCCACGGAAUAAAUGGUUUCCUUGUAGCACAACAUUUUAAAAAAUAUUGUUCUAAAUUUAACUGACCACUCACUAAAAAAAACUAGGCUCAGCACCAUGUCAGUUUGUCUCCCGCCCCCCAUUUCCCGGGCUCAGUUUUAUUUUGUGUUGGGACUAACUGUAACAGCUCUGAUCCUCCUAUUUUCUGAACUCGUAUGGAAAGGCUAAAUGCGGAUAACUAAAAACCUCUUAUGCAAACGUGUUAUGUUUUGCUUUGCUCUGCAAGUGUGGUUUCAUGCUGCAGGGGUUUUGCUGUUUGCGUGUUAUGAAUGAGAUGAGAACUGAUAAGAGCGUAAGUGCCUGGAAACAGUUUUCAGUCCACUCUCGUUAGCUAGAAUAUCCGUAUAGGCUAAGAUCUGUUGCUCCCCUCUGGGAGGUCUUUGGGAUUAGUAAUAGUCUCGUCUGUAGAAUAUUUAUAACAAAUUACUGUCUUUUAAUCUGCCCUCAGUUCUCUGUACUAUGGGUCAUUGGUUUUCAAUCAUGGGGCACUUGCUGCUGGGAUGUCGCCUGUGUAUCAAAGAAACAGGUAGGUAACAAUUCAGUGGGAGAUGGGAUGAAGUAAGAUAUACCUUAUUAGCAGCAAUGAAGAAACUUUUUCCAAAUAAUAAGAGUCAAUUCAUUAGUUACGUGGAUUAUGAUUCACAAAGGAAAUCAGUUGGGAAUUCUGGUGUAAUGAAGGCAGCAGUUUGUGAUACAAAUCAGUAACAAAUGUCUUGGAAGAGGGUUAAUUGUUUGAUCUCAGCCAAUGUCUGAUGCUUUAGAAUGGAGCUUGAGAGCAGGAUGAAUGUAAUAUUGAAGGGAAUGAACCAGAAACCUUUUUCAGCCUCUAGUGGUCAUAUUAAAUCAUUUAAAUACAAAUGAAACAGAUAAAAGCAGCAGAUACCGCAUUUGCUUAAGCGUUUAAAAUUUGUUUAAAUUAAAUCAUUUAAAAUGUCUGGAUAUUUUUUAAAUUUUGCCUGGUGCUCCAAAAGAUAAGUGUUGGUCUCAGGCAAGGAAUGUGAGGGACCAUUGGGGACCACAUUCCCUUGAAUGAGUGUCACUAUGAGAAGCAUAAGAUACUUAACAAAGAAUAAAAUUGUUAAUGUUUUCCAAGGCAUUGAAAACUGUCCAAGACUUUUGUGUUAUGCCUUAUUAUUUUUAUUUUCUUUUGUCAUUCAUGGUCAUGGGUUUACUUAUUACAAUAGUGAACAGGUUCCUUCUGGGGGCAAUUCAUGACUGCUGAGCUGGAAAUAAACACAGCAAGGAGACUAUAUAGCUCAUGAACUAGGGUAUGAAGCUGGCAGCAACUUGUACCUCCUCUAAUUAUGGACAGCCAGUCACUGUCUUUUGAACCAGUUUAUUUUAUAGGGUUACUGUUGUGAUUUUUUAAAGUGUAUGUGUGAAGAAAACUGAGAAAUGCACCUUGAUUCCCAUGAGGAAAGGUGGGAUAGCUGUCAUAAAAAAGGUAAAGGGACCCCUGACCAUUAGGUCCAGUCGCGGACGACUCUGGGGUUGCAGCGCUCAUCUCGCUUUAUUGGCCGAGGGAGCCAGCGUACAGCUUCCAUGUCAUGUGGCCAGCAUGACUAAGCCGCUGAAAUGUGAGGGAAUGUGUGGUCUCAAGGUAUAAAUGAAUCCAUAUUAUUAAUAAAACAUUUCCCUUCUCUCCCCAUUCAAGGCCACAAUGUUGCAUAGAACAAGCAUUCCCAAACUGUGGUCCACAGGUAGUCUGUGAGCCUCUUUCAGGUGGUAUGUCUGUAAAAAUAUGAUUAAAAGUUACACAGCAUCUAGCACAGUGCACUGCAAUUCCUACAACAGGCAGAAAAAUAAUUAAGUGUUCUUCCAAGAACCUCAGUAAUUUUCAAGUGGUCUUGGUGGUGAGUUUGGGAAGCGCUAGCAUAAAAGAUGUUGUAAUAAUAUGUAGCACCUGGAUUCCUCAGACUGGCAGGCAGUGUUUGGUUUAGGGAAUGUAUAACGCUAAUAUUGCAUGAUUCAGGUAGCUGCACACAAAACUUGAGGUUUAGUUAUGCAUGCUGUGGGGAGAGUAGCCAAGAGAUUGCUCAGACACUUGGAAAAUGAUAAAAUUAAUGGGAAGGUUGGGGAGAAACAAAACAGAGCAUAUUGAAUUGAGCAUUGGUUUAGGUAUUUUUAGUUUGGCAUGAAGAAUGUCAGACAUAGCAUGGGUGGUAUCAGACGAUUAUUGCAGGCUAGCAUGUUGUACAUGGAAUGUGACACAAAAUGGAACAAUAAAAAUGUUAACUUUCCUUCACCUCUAACUUAAUGUCCCACAUUAUGAAUCUGCACAUUUAAAGUCCAUGCUGUCCAGCUUUCAACUGGCACAACAUUAAGAUUGAUUUCAAAGUUUAUGGGCUUUCUCCAUAGUGUGUGGUUCUGAUUUUGAACUGGGUCUGAAAGUUGUAUGGCUGCCUUGCUAUUCAGUUUCAACCAUUAUUUCCUGGAGACAGAAACCUUUUGCAGAAACCAUUUAUUAAGGGGAUCCUGAUGCGUCGGCUCCAUUUCCAAGAAAUAAAUGCCAUUUGUACAUUGAGACAUCCUGUUAUGCAGCUCUUAAUUGAACAAGUGUACCCUUUAGGCUGCUUCUGUGGCUUCAGAUGGCAGUAACUACUUAAAGGUACACUUUACUUUACUGAAUAAAAGAUCCUACUGACUUUCAGAGGCAUGUUUUAACCUGUGAAUACCUUUCAGUAGUGACCAUGGUAGAUUGGGGGUUGUGGGAUCUUGCCAUAGUUGGCUCUAGCCUAUUUUUCAUGCUCUGUAAUCAAAACAGAUGAUAAACAGUGAAGUCUCAUAUUUGAAGGAGACCCACUUAAGUGAAUAGAUUUAAGUAACUUUCAGUGGGCCUACUCCAAGUAUGACUACCAUUGGAUAUCGUCUCUCAUUUUCUUGGAACAGGCCUUCAUCCCAGGUCUUUCCUGUUGAAAUGGUGAGUGUGUGUGUAGGCACAAGCCCAGAAAGGACAACAGAAUCCAGACCAGAAUCCAGGUAAGUUUUAAUAGGACUGUAGCUAUAGGUUUUUGAGGAUGUUUUAAGUGCUUUUAUUUGGGGGUGGGGUGGCUUUUAUGUCAUAAACACACUUACUACAAACUUAAGCCUAUAUGUACAUCCAUUGAUAUAGUUUACAUGUUGUUCACAUUCUAUUUUUUUCACCUUUGUAUCCUGAUUUCUUUGACUUUUAGAAGACAUCUGAAAGCAGCCCUGUUUAGGGAAGUUUUUAAUGUUUGAACUUUUAUUGUGUUUUUAAUGCUCUGUUAGGAGCUGCCCAGAGUGGCUGGGAAAACCCAGCCAGAUGGGCAGGGUAUAAAUAAUAAAUUAUUAUUUUAAAUAUUUUAUUAUUAUCAUUAUUAUUUAUUUUAUUUCCUAGUUCAUAUUGAUUUCAUAUUAACAUAUAUACAUCUCUGUUCCCCUAACCAUCUAAUAAUUUCGACCUUAUCUCAUACUCUUUGUAAUACAGUGGUACCUCUGCUUCAGGUUACACACUUGGCUAACCUAUAAAUAGUGCUUCAGGUUAAGAACUUUGCUUCAGGAUAAGAACAGAAAUCGGGCUCUGGCGGCGCGGUGGCAGCAGGAGGCCCCAUUAGCUAAAGUGGUGCUUCAGGUUAAGAACAGUUUCAGGUUAAGAACAAACCUCCGGAACGAAUUAAGUACUUACCCCAAGGUACCACUGUAAUUCUGCUUUAUAAAGCUUCCACUUUCCCUACGAUGUGCACUCAUUUAAAACCAAUUUUCCCUAUAUUGAGCUGCCAUUGAGAAACAAGACCCACGAACCUCUUGUGAUAAAUAAUUUCAAAAUGUCAUCUGGGACCUCCCUCUGUCAAUCUCUGCACCACUUUCUCACAGGCACUUUUCUUUAUGGGAUGCUACUGAUUAGUAAGAAAAGAUAUAGUUAGCUUAUUUGCUGCUGCUAAUUUUUCAGUUUAAAUAAAAACACAAAAUUUGCUUUGAUUCCUCAAAAAAUGUUUAUUUGGAUAUGCUGAAAAUACGGCAUUCUUAACUACAUCAACUCAUUCACCUCAUGUGUUCUAAUAUUGUUUAUUACUGAUGAAGAAUUUGCAUUGUUUCUGUUGUCUCUUUAGCAUUGCAUCUCUUCUCUCAGCAGGUCUGGCGUGGAGACAGAUGUGGCUGUCUUGCAAAGGAGGCAGAAGCAGAUAGACUAUGGGAAAAACACCAUUGGUUACCAGUGCUUUAUCCAGCAGGUGCCCAAGUGAGCAAAGCUAGUUGUUCAUCUACCAAGUCCUUAUCUUCACAUAGCAGGGGCUUGGAGUCCACAGCUUUCCUUUCCAAAUGGUGGCUGGCAGCUGUUCUCUAAACCUACUUCAAGGGACUGGCAUUUGAGACAUUCACUUUGGCAUCUGCUCCUGAUGAACCAUUGGGAAAGGUUACCACUUUUUGGGGGGCUGGGGACUUAAUGUGGUCUUAAACGGUAGAACCUAACAAGUGUUCAUGCUUUGUUCUAGGGCUGCUCGGCAGCCAGGUGUUCACCCAAGAACUCCAAAUAAAUAUAAGAAGUACAGUCGCCGCUCCUGGGACAUGCAGAUCAAACUGUGGCGACGGGCACUCCAUGGCUGGGACCCGCCUGGACUUGAGUUUGCAGGAACUGGACAGGGAAGUAUUUGCUAGUUUCUCUUAGCUAUUCCUGGAUAAUCUGGGGGAAGAUGCUUUUGGAGAUGAAAUAUGGACAUGUGUGUCCAGUUUUCCUUCCCAAAUCUUUUGCUCUAGAGAACUUGCUAAUGGAAUUCAUUCUUUGACAUACUCCUGUUGAACCUUGGUUCCAUAUUAGAAAGUAACUACCUUUUCAUUGUGGAGCAUUCACUGCCAUCAGCCCCGUGACCCAUUUAUAAAGCAAUCUUAACACACUCUUCAGGAAUUGCGGGCCUAGUCUAUGUAGGCUCUCUCCCUGGUAUUCCUUAUCACCAUGGAGACAGGGUUAAUUGUCAACACAGCUCUUGUGCUCCUUGCUGAGAGCAAAUGGCUCUUGGGCUUAUCAAAGUCUGGGAGUAUUUUUGUACACUGUUGUGUGAAUGCCUAUGUGGUGGUGGUCACAUGUGCAUUGCUAAGAGGGAGAAAUACUGCUGUGGUAUAGAAGUGAGAAAGAUGUAGCCAACUUUAUAUUUUAGUGGAUUUCAACCAUUGCCUAUAUUUUGGCAGUUGGUGAUCUCCCCAGAAGUGUAUGUGGCAAAGAGGAAUUUAGUCAUUUGAGUUCAAUUACCAUCAGUGAUGAAAAGAGAAGCCAUACACUUCUCUUUCAGUAUGGUUAUCAUGGGGGGGGGGGGAGAUUUCAUCCUUGGCGUCCAGGGCAACGUGGGACUUCUAGGUCUUUAAAUGUUACUUCUUAUCAACCAUGGUUCAAGUUCGAGAAUUGUACACAGGUUCCUUAUGCCUGGUCUGGGAUCUAAAGACAUCUAAUGCUAUCUGUUGCCUGGUUCAGUGUGAAUGAAAUUCUGUUUGCUUGCAAGGCAGGAGCUGGUGGGUCCUCUGCCUGCUCUUUCAAAUGACUGGCUUGUUGCCCAAGGGACCCUGGAAAAACUUUGUAAAGAAGUCUUGCAUGGGCAGGUAUUUAACAUUAUUCAGUUGUGCUCCUUAUAGCUUUAUUUUGCCAUAGUUAAAAGCAGUGCUUUUCCCCCUGGGGGUACGCAGGGGUACGCAUAUCCCUAAUCAUUUUGUGAAUCUAAGUUUGGCCUCACUGAGGGGCAGUAUUUCAAUAUGAGUAGGAAAAUGAGAGUACCCCUAAACAUUUUUAAAGAAAAAAAGCACUGGUUAAAAGAACAAAAUAUUUUGACUUGUAUUACAAAAAUCAUUCAUAGGCUUUGGGGGAAAGCAUAAUUUCCUUAAACUACACGUUCUCUAUCACAGUUCUGUACAAAAUCUUCACUACCGUUGAAAACCCUUUGGGAACGAGAUAUUAUUGGUGACUCUAUAGAGAAGAUCUCUUGGAAUAAAAUAUUGGACAUGUUCUCCUAUCGCCCCUCUGCUAGAGUUCACUAAAAGACCCACAAAUUAACUUACUGGUGGUGCAUGUAUUCUUCACUACUAAUAAAUGCAACUUGCCCAGCUACCUGCUGCAGCACCUGUGGCCAGCCUCCUUUUUCCACAUAUGAUAGAUAGGCUCCUUUGUGUCCUCCUUUUGGGAACUGGUCUUUCACAACCAAACAACAAAUAGCUAUUGCACCUGAUAGCCUUAUAACCGAUGGCUUACCUGUUUAAAGAACUUACUAUACAGCUUAUGACAGCAGCUAAAAACUGGAGGACAUUGAACAUGGACUUGUAUGAAAUGUGACUGGCACAGCUGUGGAAAUUAGCCCUAAUGGACAAGUUAACUAACAGAAUGAGAGAACACAGGAGUAACAAGAAAAAAGACACUUUUAAGAGAAAACGGUUUGGCUUUAUUUCAUGCACUCUCAAGGAAGGAUGGAUUAGACCACAUGACCAUUUAUGGACUGAUACACUUAUAUGAAGUUAUAGUUAAGGUGGAAUUUACGUUUCUUCUUCCUAUCCAAUAAGUGCAACUGUUCUGUUUUACUGAUAAAAUACAAAUAAACUUGGUGUGUGGUUUUUUAAAAAAGGAACAUAAACUGUAGAGUUCUAACUGUUCAUGUGUGAGUCAAUGACAGGUGGGGUGGGGUGGGGAAAAUAACCUUUAAAGGGGGGAAAAGGUUUGUUACUAUGAAAUCUCAUUUUAUUAGACUACUCAUUUAACACUGUCUCUUCUGGUUUUAGUUUGCUGGUUUGUCAUCUUCUGACCACUCUUCUGCUUUGCUGUGUCAUGAUGAUAACUUUAUGGAAGAUACAGAAGUUCAUCCAUACUGCUACUGGGUGUGAAUCAUAUCUUCUGGAAACCCAAAGCACCUGAUGCCCUAGAAGAGGCAGCAUCUUUAAAAUGAAAUAAGAAGUGGAGAGUGGGAACCUGAGCUAUCUUCAAGCUUUUUUCCACUGUGGCCAACUCUUGCUUCCCUAGAUUGCUGCAAUAUUUUGUAAUACAUUAAUCUAUUUCCAUUCUUGAGUAAUUUGCUCUAUGCAGUUUUCACACAGAGAGCACUUGUUACUGCCUCUGCUUCACCCACUUACUUUGAAGAAGCCCUGUUUGUAUCAUUGACAUUUCUAUUGUUGAAGCAUGGGUGGAGGAUGUAAAGUCAGUAAAGUACAUUCCAGAAGUGGAAUACUUGGUGACAGUACGUUGCAUUGGAGGGGGAAAAAGGGGGAUAUGAUAACCAAAGAUGAAAAGUUUGAGCAUGAAUUACUUUAGAAG
This is a messenger RNA of Podarcis lilfordi (Lilford's wall lizard), 7572 nucleotides long. The record is from the annotation of a GenBank genome assembly. Lineage: Eukaryota; Metazoa; Chordata; Lepidosauria; Squamata; Lacertidae.